UCGAAUGUGCUACGCAUGCCCGGUCAGAAAUAAAAUCGACAUUGAAUCGAAAUUUAAGUGAUUAACUUAAUUGGUUCGCGUGAAAAGUCAUACACUCUUCAGUAAGAGGGGAAGAUGAGAUGACAUUCGAUUGUCCCUACUGCAACGCAUGCCAGAGCCUCUUCCAUCGCGCAGCCAUCAUAUCUGGACGAUGAAUUUAAUUAAAGGAUUGCUUCUCAAAGGCCAUCAUAUACACGUAGUAAGCACAUAUGAGACUGAAAUCAAAAAUAAACUUGCGCAGAACUUGACGUACGAUGUAUUCGAUGGUUUGAUGAAAGCAAUGGAAGAAUCUGAAGAGAAUUAUAAUCUGGUUGAAUGGAAUACGUAUAACCCACUUUAUAUGAUACAUUUUGUAUAUAACAUAUGGGGAAUUCAUGUAUGUGACACAGUGAUAAAAACUGAAGCAGCGAAAAAACUUUUGGAAAUGAUCAAGAUCGUCGAGUUCGAUAUUAUAUUGCAGGAUAUUACACUAAAUGAAUGCUUAUACGGAUUGUGGGAGAUUGCAAAAGGUAAACCACCCAUAGUAGGAUAUACUCCGUAUAGCUCUGCACCUUGGCUCAAAGAUCUUAUCGGAGGUCCAAGUUAUCCAACUGUUCGGUCUUAUCCAUAUUUACCAAUUGCGAAACCCAUUGGUUUGUGGCAGAAAAUAUGGAAUACUGUAUGUUUUACAGUUGAUGAUUUCAUACGACAUUACUAUUACUUGCCUACUGUGCAACGGCUUGCUGAGAAAUACGUAGGCCACACAAUUAGACCAUUACAUGAAAUAGAAAAAAGCAGUAUUAAUAUUUUAUUACUCAAUAGUCAUCCUGCAUUCGACUAUGGGAUUCCAUUGCCUCCGAACACUUUAGAAAUUGCAGGACUGAAUGCUCAAGCCAUAAAACCGAUUGAUGGCGAAAUAGUCGUAACAUAUUCCGAGGAUAUGCGCUCAUUCCUUGAUGGAGCAAAGAAUGGAGUCAUCAUAAUAUCGUUAGGAACAAACGUGAAAUGGAAAUUUAUCGGAUUAGACAAAGUUAAAGUUGUUUUAUUGGCUCUGUCGAAAUUAAAACAACGAGUAUUAUGGAAGCUAGAUAUUGAAGUGCCAUUUGAAAUACCGAACAAUCUGAUGAUUGUAAAAUGGAUACCACAAAAUGAAGUUUUAU
Messenger RNA from Acromyrmex echinatior (Panamanian leafcutter ant), 1178 nucleotides. Its product is annotated as UDP-glycosyltransferase UGT5-like. Gene Ontology annotation, molecular function: UDP-glycosyltransferase activity. The record is from RefSeq and is a predicted model, not a curated record. NCBI's taxonomy places the organism in Eukaryota, Metazoa, Arthropoda, Insecta, Hymenoptera, Formicidae.